Molecule: messenger RNA, 2484 nt
Organism: Linum trigynum
Lineage: Eukaryota; Viridiplantae; Streptophyta; Magnoliopsida; Malpighiales; Linaceae
Source: the annotation of a GenBank genome assembly
UUCCCAUAAGUGUUUUUCUUAUGCAUUUUAGCCUUAGGUAAAACAAAAUGAAAAUGUUAUCAAUAAUCUUUCUUACUACUCUUACUUUCAUUUACAAUACUGCCUAUUAGCAUUGUUUGUGAAACUGUAAAUCUGUAAUAGAGAUUUUGACAGGUCCGUGUAAUUAUAUUUUAUGAUAAUAUUAUUUUCAUUACAUUGUAUUGAUUAUAUAAUUCUUUGGUAACAAUUGUGUUUGAUUUUUAAUGAAAUGGUACAUUAUUAACAAAAUAAAAUAUUGCACAAUACCAAUGUACCUAAUACUACUUAACCUCUUAUAAUUCGGUUGUAUUCAAUGCAGUCAAAAUCACAUUUUAAGUAUUCAAUGCAGUCAAAAUCGCAUUUUAAAAAUUAAAAGCUUACGCUUUUACCUUUUAAGUCACCAACACUUUUAACGGCAUUGGUUGUAUUAUCAUGUGAUAGCACAAACCAUGCUAUUGAUUAUUGAAACACUAUGUAAGAAAAAAUAUUAACAACAAUUACUGACGAGCCCAAAACGCCAAAACCAGAAGCCCACCGGGCCAGUCUCUCUUCGGGGCCCAAACUGAAACAGCCCAAAAAAAAUUUCCGUACCCAAAAAAAAAAAAAAAAAAACUCGGAGUCGUCGUCGUCGUCCCCAAUUGUCACCCCUCGUGCCCACGCGUGCUACCUACCUGGAAGAUAGAAAAGUAGAGAAAAUCCUUCAUUCCUUCUUCCUUCUCCGUCGACUCCUUCAAUUCUCUCUCUCUCUCUCUGCCAGCCAAGUCACCAGUCUCCCCGUUCCCCCACUCCAUUUCCUUCUUCUUCUUCCCCAAUCUCCCACCUUCAACCUUUGUAUCAACCGCCAUCGAAAUCCCCUACAGCAAUGGAGAACUCGGGGCAAGAAUCCAACCUCACAUCGGAAACCUCCGCCACCUACAAUUCCCCAUACCCACUCUACUCCCUGGCCUUCUCCCCAACCCACCGCCACCGAAUCGCCGCCGGCAGCUUCAUCGAGGACUACACGAACCGGGUCGACAUCCUCUCCUUCGACCCGGAUUCCCUCUCCAUAACCCCAAACCCUACCCUCUCCUUCGACCACCCGUACCCGCCCACAAAGCUCAUGUUCCACCCCUCCCCUCCCUCCUCCGGCGGCGACAUCCUCGCCUCCUCCGGCGACUACCUCCGCCUCUGGGACCUCCGCGACGACGACGGCGGCUCCGUCGAGCCCAUCUCCGUCCUCAACAACAGCAAGACCAGCGAGUUCUGCGCCCCACUCACCUCCUUCGAUUGGAACGAGAUCGAGCCCAAGCGAAUCGGCACUUCAUCAAUCGACACCACCUGCACGAUUUGGGACAUCGAGAAAUCGGUAGUGGAGACGCAGCUGAUUGCGCACGAUAAGGAGGUGUACGACAUCGCCUGGGGGGAAGCCAGGGUGUUCUCUUCGGUUUCCGCUGAUGGGUCGGUAAGGAUUUUCGAUUUGAGGGAUAAAGAGCAUUCCACCAUUAUCUAUGAGAACCCGCAGCCUGAUACACCUCUGCUUAGGCUAGCUUGGAACAAACAGGAUCUUAGGUACAUGGCCACGAUUCUGAUGGAUAGUAACAAGGUUGUGAUACUUGAUAUUCGAUCGCCGACCAUGCCGGUUGCUGAAUUGGAGAGGCACCAGGGGUGUGUGAAUGCCAUUGCUUGGGCUCCGCAGAGCAGUAAGCACAUUUGCUCCGGUGGGGAUGACUCGCUGGCUCUCAUUUGGGAGCUGCCGACGGUGGCUGGGCCGAAUGGGAUCGAUCCCAUGUCGAUGUAUUCUGCUGGUUCGGAGAUUAACCAGCUGCAGUGGUCUUCCGCGCAGCCCGAUUGGAUUGCUGUUGCAUUUGCUAACAAAAUGCAGCUCCUGAAAGUUUGAGAGUGUUCCGUUGAUCGUGAAUGGGUGGUGGUUGUUGCAUUGGUAUUUGGUACUCUACUAGAAUCUGGAGUUAAGAGGGGUGGAUACCAUAGCUGUAGUUACAGCUCCUGAAAGUUUGAGAGUGUUCUGUCGAUCAUGAAUGGAUGGUGAUGGUUGCAUUGGUAUAUACAUUUGCUGUAGUUGUCUUAAGCAUUGAAUUGAGUAUCGUUGGAGGGGCUCUACCCGCUGUAAUAGCUUUCUGGAUAGUCUAGUCACUCAAGCUAUCGCUGUUUCAGCCGCGAUUGUAAGGCAUGAUCUUACUGAUGUUUAGCAUUUCUGGUUGCUGGAAUCUAGUUCAGUGUCUGUAGGUUCUUAUUCGGGAGCAAGUUGUGGCUGUGGCUCAAGAGUGAUUGAUUAUGGGACUACAUACCAUAUCAUUGAUUUGAUGAUCGAAAAUACCAAUGUCAGAUGUUGUUUUCAUGUCUGUCACUACUGCUGUAAUGUAAAAUAGAUGAACUACAAGAACUAUGUAUUUUGCAGGGCAGUCCCCAAGAAUUUAUGCAGAGUCGUAAUACGAUAUCUUGUUUGCAAAAGAAAAUUGCGGUGCAUUC